CAGUUUCCUAUUCCCCCCCACUCUCUUAAUAUGACUACUGUUUAUAGUUUGGAAGAAGUUGCAAAGCAUAACACUAAGGAUGAUUUGUGGAUGAGUAUCCAUGAUAAGGUCUAUAACGUUACCGAGUUUGUUCAAGAACACCCUGGUGGUGAGGAAGUCUUGCUUGAUGAAGCUGGUAAAGAUGCUACUGAAUCAUUUGAAGAUAUCGGACACUCAGAUGAAGCCCGUGAAAUUUUGGAAAAGUAUUUGGUUGGUCAGUUGGAUGAAGCUUCCAAGAGCAAGACUCACAAAUUCAAUGUCAUUCGUGCUGGUGAACUUCCUGAGCCCAAGAAGUCCUCUGGAUCUUCUCUUCGCGUGAUUAUUCCUGCCCUUAUCGUUAUUGGCGCUAUUGCUUACAAAUAUGUUCUUGCUCCUCAAUCUCAUUAAAUAAGGAUUUUAUUUGUAUAUUUGUUUUUUUAUGCAUAUGUUAUUUAAAACGAUAAAUAUGUUACCUAUCAUUCCUUUCUUUUUC
This is a messenger RNA of Gilbertella persicaria, 511 nucleotides long. RefSeq names its product cytochrome b5-like heme/steroid binding domain-containing protein. Gene Ontology annotation, molecular function: heme binding. Gene Ontology annotation, cellular component: membrane; intracellular membrane-bounded organelle. The record is from RefSeq and is a predicted model, not a curated record. Bases 31 to 426 code for a protein of 131 amino acids. The transcript has 6 exons. Lineage: Eukaryota; Fungi; Mucoromycota; Mucoromycetes; Mucorales; Choanephoraceae.